UUGACGCAUAGAUCACUAUUAAGGAGGUUUGACGUUCAUUUCAUUGAACGAAAUGUCAGAUACAAUAAAAAAAGAGUAAAAAACAACUGAGUCAAUCGGAUCUACAAUGUUCUUGUAUUGAUUUAUUGAAAUUUAUUCUACAAUUAUCCGGAAUUACUGAUAAGUAAAGGAACAGCUUCUAAAAAACACCGAAUUUAUGAACCUUUCGCUAAGAUCUUCGUUUCGGAACUAGGAUUCAUUGAACAUCCCGUUACUCAUCAUCUGUUUGCCACGUUCUGUCGGCAUUUUUAUUCUGUAUAAUUAUUAAUAUGACUCUGAUGUAGAUAUUUUGGCUGUGUUUAUUAAAAGUAACCAAGACGUUGAGCAUGUCGGAUCGGAAGGCGGAGUUGGAGCGAAAGAAGGCGAAGCUCCGCGCCAUAAGAGAGGAUAAAGAUCGGCGCCGCAGAGAAAAAGAACAGAAAGAUGCUGAAGAAGCACUGCAACGGGCAUCGGCCACAUCUAGCCUGGACAGUCGUCGUGACAUUGACGAGAUGCUGUCCUCCCUUGGAGUGGCUCCAGUUAAGGAUGUCCUCUCUUCUUUAUCAUCAAUGACUUCACUGUCUCCACCUCAGACAGCCUCACCAGAUGCCAGUUUACCGCAUACAGAUAAAGCCAGCCUACAAUUGCAAGGCGGUCCAAAGAAGCAACCUCAAGAAUUACAAGUCGUCUUCGUGCAGUCCACGGACAUACCGCCCAAGGAGACGGUGAUCUAUACGAAGCAAACGCAGACCACCACGUCGGGCGUCACCGAACUACGUGACGGCUGCUCUUCCAAUGCAUCACCGCUUGCAGGAUACAUGGAGGACUGGUGGCGGCCACGUAAAGCGCACGCAACCGAUUAUUACGACGAGUACAAUCUAAACCCGGGUUUAGAGUGGGAGGACGAGUUCACAGUGCUUACAUUCGACGGCGACGUGGCGCGCCAAGGAGACGACGAGGAGGCCGCCUUCCACGGUAAACUGCCCCCGGGGAUACUGCCGCACGGCCUGCCCACCGUCAAGGAGGUCCAACCCGCAGUCACCGAUGCGCCCGUCGAGAAGAAAGACGAAGAGAAAGAGAAGAAAGCGGUGCGCGAGCUGAGCGCUGACGAGAAGCAGACGAUAAUGCUGUCGGCCGAGUUCCAGAGGUUCAUGAGUCGCGCCGGACGAGUCAUCGAACGCGCGCUCGCCGAGUCCGUCGACAUCUACACCGACUACACGGGCGGGGGCGACGGAGAGAACGCUCUUGACGACAAGUCAGCGGCCCGUCUUUCCCUGGUUCGUACCUUCGAGGAGGAACGCUGGUCGCGCGGACGGUGCGUGACCUGUCUGGACUGGUCCACGUUUCACCCUGAACUGGUGCUGGCCUCGUACUACAAUAGUGACGACGCACCGCACGACCCUGACGGAGUGUGCCUGGUCUGGAACACCAAGUUCAAAAAGACCACUCCCGAAGACAUAUUCCACUGUCAGUCGGCGGUUAUGAGCGCCACGUUUGCGAGGUUCCACCCUAAUUUGAUCCUCGGAGGCACGUAUUCGGGACAGAUCGUGCUGUGGGAUAAUCGCGUGCAAAAGCGAACCCCGGUGCAGCGCACGCCGCUGUCUUCGGUCGCGCACACUCACCCGGUGUACUGCCUGUCGGUGAUAGGAAGCCAGAACGCGCACAACCUGAUCUCGGUAUCGACGGACGGGCGCCUCUGUUCCUGGUCCCUGGACAUGCUGUCCCAGCCCCAGGAGACGCUGGAGCUGCAGCAUCGCCAGGCCAAGCCGGUCGCCGUCACCUGCAUGGACUGCCCCCAGACCAUGCUCAACAACUUCGUGCUCGGAUCCGAAGACGGAAACGUGUAUACGGGAUGCCUGUACGGGCAGCGCGCGGGCGUGACGGAGUGCGUGGAGGCGCACGCGGGCCCGCUGACGGGCGUGUCGUGCCACGCCGCCGCCGGGCCCGUGGACCUGGCGCACCUCUACCUCACCUGCUCCGUCGACUGGAGCGUCAAGCUCUGGUCGCUCAAGGAGAGCAAGCCGCUGUACUCGUUCGAGGACAACGGCGACUACCUGGUGGACGUGCGCUGGUCGCCCGCGCACCCCGCGCUCUUCGCCGCCGCCGACGCCGCCUCGCGCCUCGACCUCUGGAAUCUCAACCGCGACACAGAGGUGCCGAUAGCGAGCGUGCAGGCGGAAGGCGGGGCGGCCUUCAGCAGAGUGUCGUGGUCGCCAGCCGGCUCGCUCGUCACAGCCGGAGACGACAGGGGCAAGAUAUCCGUCUACGAACUUGCAGAGCAAGUUUGGUCACCCCGGCACGACGAAUGGAACAAGUUGGUCUACACGCUUCAAGAACUUCGGAACAACCAAGCUGACGAUGAUGCGGCACUCUCACCACCGCCGUCGUUGUCGUCAAUCGCUUCUAUCGCUUCAAACCCACUACGAUAAGCUAAACAACAAAAGAUUAUGAAGUGCAAAUAUUUAACUCAAAACUUGUCAAAUAACAUCUGGCAUAAUGUUUAAGUUCCCAAAUAAAAAUGAUUCCCUGGGAAAGAAUAUUUCAGUUGAAACCAUAGAUUAGUUGCACUUAAAUAAUAUAAUAACAAACUUUAAUAUUCAGUUCUUGGUGAUACAUAUUUAACUGUCAAAAUCGAUAAAUUGUUUUUUGUUAAUGAUAUAUUCAAUAAGACUAUUAUUAGAAUGUAAGUUAUAAUGCAGCUGUAUAUGAAAUGUGUAAAUGCAAUCACAAUGUCUGUAUCAACUCUGAAGUCGGAUUAAAGAAAUUAUUUUCGAUAAAUUCAAGACUUUUAGUGACUCAAUAGAUUUCAGUUUUAGAAUGUAAUGAAAUUAGUUGAGAUUUUUCUCAAUUUCAAUAAAUCACUGGUUGUAGGUGCCGCAUUUUGUUAGCACAGUGCGGGAAUUGCGAUAUGUUUUAAUACUACUUUUGUAACAAAUGUAACAGUAAAACUGGUAUUAACGCUAUGUUUCAUUUUUAUUUAUUUAUCAAUAACACACCUUUAUAAAUCAGUAUAAUUCUAGGUCCCGAAUAUUGUCUAGAAAUAUUAAUACGCACUACUGAACAUAACCUAUAAAAUUGUUGUAUAUUUUAAUUGAAUAGUUAUGUUUUAGGUAUUUAAGUUUUCAUUAUUUAAAUUAAUAAUUCCAUGUGAAGUAACGAUGCAGAUAUUUUAUUUAAGUUUUUGUCACUAAUUAAUAUUAAGGAAGGUAUAUAUAUCAUUAGUAUUAUUGUUAGUGUCGAAAAAUAGUACUUAUUGCUUUAAACAUUUAUUGGAUUUCAAUAAAUAUUUGCUUAAUA
This is a messenger RNA of Bombyx mori (domestic silkworm), 3315 nucleotides long. RefSeq names its product cytoplasmic dynein 1 intermediate chain (gene sw). Gene Ontology annotation, cellular component: cytoplasmic dynein complex. Gene Ontology annotation, molecular function: dynein light chain binding; dynein heavy chain binding. Bases 366 to 2447 code for a protein of 693 amino acids. Gene Ontology annotation, biological process: transport along microtubule. Lineage: Eukaryota; Metazoa; Arthropoda; Insecta; Lepidoptera; Bombycidae. The record is from RefSeq and is a predicted model, not a curated record. The transcript has 16 exons.